AUGCGUCUUUCGUCUUCUCUUCUCAUCCUCUCUGCUACCUUGGCUCUCGCUUCACCGCUUCAGCCUCGUGCUGCCCCCGACAAUACUGUACUAAUCCAGAGCACUACCAAGUGUUGCCAUACCGACAUUGGCGAAUCGGAAAAACCGGGUGGAAUGCGCGUGUAUUGCUCAGCAUCUGCCCGUACCGAUAAUUCCCAAGGGCUGUUUCCCACAACUUCUGGAAAAAAAGUCACCUACAAGACAGGAACGGGCAAGAAGGGCAAAAAAUACGUCCAACUCACUGGACGGAUUAACAAGGGAUUCUCCCAGCUCAAUGACAAUGACGGCGGAGGACAGUAUGAUUCGAGCGGUGGAGCUGGCGGAAAAGGCAACCCACAAGGCAGCGUGUGCACAGGAUACAAGCAUUAUGUUCAACUCGUCGAACCCAACGACGGCCGCGCAUGCAUUCGCUGUUGUCAAGACUAUAACGACUGCCCGCUGGACAAAGACACUGCCGGGUGUCCUGCGGUCAUUCCAGGAACUUACUGA
Rhizoctonia solani is the source of this 528-nucleotide messenger RNA. RefSeq lists its product as uncharacterized. Bases 1 to 528 code for a protein of 175 amino acids. NCBI's taxonomy places the organism in Eukaryota, Fungi, Basidiomycota, Agaricomycetes, Cantharellales, Ceratobasidiaceae. The transcript has 4 exons. The record is from RefSeq and is a predicted model, not a curated record.